Messenger RNA from Sphaeramia orbicularis (orbiculate cardinalfish), 982 nucleotides. Its product is annotated as CD209 antigen-like protein C. Lineage: Eukaryota; Metazoa; Chordata; Actinopteri; Kurtiformes; Apogonidae. The record is from RefSeq and is a predicted model, not a curated record. The coding region runs from base 66 to 824 and encodes 252 amino acids. The transcript has 6 exons.
CUGAAGUGUUAGGACACUCCCAUGUAACCUGGCCAUCGCUGCAGAACUGAAUUUACAAACCCAGGAUGGAGGAUCUGUACAUGAACAUUGAGGAGGUUAAACAUGUCAACACGGGAUCUUCAGCUCCUCAGGUCUCAAACAGGGGCUUACGUAGAGCUGUUGUCUUUCUGGGGUUCUUCUGUGGUUCCCUGAUGUUUGGACUCAUCGGCCUCGGGGUCUACAUAAACAUCUCAGCUGCAGAACUGACCUCAAUCAAAGCCAACAUGACGGACCAUCUACAGACCAGCAAAGACCAGAUGUCAGACCUGAACGGGCAGCUCCAGACCAGCAGAGACCAGAUAUCAGACCUGAUUAGAGACCGAGACCAGCUCAACACCAGCCUCAUCAGAGCCAACCAGGAAGUGGAGAGGCUGCAGACUCUGCCCAAAAAGCAGAAGACAACGUGUCCUGCAGGAUGGAGGAUGUCCUUUUGCAGCUGUUACUUCUUUUCCAGUACAGCUGGACCCUGGGAAGCAGGAAGAAACGACUGCAAAAACAGAGACGCAGAUCUGGUGGUGAUAGACAGCACAGAGGAACAGGAGUUCAUCCAAGGGUUCAAAGAUUAUUAUUGGAUCGGUUUGACUGAUCGUGUCAAUGAGGGAACUUGGAAAUGGGUCGAUGGAUCUCCAGUCACACUGACGUUCUGGGAUAAAGGGGAACCGAACAAUGGUAUGGGGAGUAACGGUGUGAAUCUCGGUGAAGAGGACUGUGCAGAAAAACCGGUGAAGGGUAAAUGGAAUGAUCUGUCCUGUAACACCCUGAGACGUUGGAUCUGUGAGAAAUAGCUGCAAUGUUUAGAAUCUGACCAAAAGUCAAAUCACUCACAGUAUUUCAUUGGAACGCCUUCAGCUGUGAUGGUGUAUGACACUGGAGACACUCAUUUUAAAGCUCCAUCAGUUCUUAUGGAAUAUGUUCAGAUUCACUGCACUUAUCACUGCAGGCU